GUUGCUUGACUCAUUCGGCCGUCGGAAACUUUCGCCAAUUGCAAAUCAUAAAUCUGGGCCGUGGCAUCCGCAGCCCCGGCGAGGGUGCACACUCGUCUUACUAAUGUCGAUAUCAUGAGAGCCUCAGGGGUAACAGUAGUGAGUAGGCAGGGCGGCUCGGGCGGGCCGUCAGUCUAGCGGUACGAGUCUUCGCCAUGAGAUACGAAGUAGCUCGGGAGUGGAGAGCCUCAGAUAACAUUGAACUCAGACAAAUCAAUGCGUGCAGGGGAUUUGCAUUCCACGUUCGGGCGGUAGUCUAAACGCCGGCCCGCAGGCGGCCGCAGCGGCCGCUUCGAAGGCUUCGAAGGCUUCGAAAGGGUUCUACCCUGCCUUCUGGCUCCGGAGUAGGCCCGUGUCUUGGCUCUCCUUUGUCUGAGCGGUGGAUGCCAACGGGGCCCAAGCUCCUGGGAUGCCGUACGUCACUGACAGGGAGAGCGGGAGGUCAGUGUUGAGAUUAGUCGCCGACGGGGCGAUGCCCAGCCAGAGAGGGCAGGUCAGAGUCGAUGAUAAAAAGCUUAAUCGCCCUCGUCUUGGCUGGUCGACAUGAUCGGCUCACAACAGAUCUGCACCAACAUUCUUCCCUCAACCCAUUGACCUCGACUCGACUGUCCGUAUCCCAACCUUCCCUGACCUACUACAACACACAAUUUCAUAUCAUUAUGGCCGCAACACAGUUCGAGGGCUGGCUCGGCAAGGAUGUGGAGUCUGCCAAAGGCAAGAUGGAGUGGGGCGCCUUCGAGCCCAAGAAGUGGACAGAGAACGACGUCGACAUUGAGAUUUCCCACUGCGGGAUCUGCGGUUCCGACUUGCACACGCUCAAGUCCGGCUGGUUCCCGACCCCUUAUCCUUGCGUCGUUGGCCAUGAGAUUGUCGGCACGGCAGUUCGUGUUGGCAAGAACGUGACGCAUGUCAAGCAGGGCGACCGCGUGGGCGUGGGCGCCCAGGCGCUGUCGUGCCUGAAGCCCGACUGUCCUGAUUGCUCCAGCCACAACGAGGUCUACUGCGCCAACGUGAUGGCGAGCACGUACGGCUCGGUCUACCCCAAUGACGAGGGCAAGUCGUACGGCGGGUAUGCGAAUUACAACCGGACCAACGGCCACUUUGUGAUCCCGAUCCCGGAGGGCGUCGACAGUGCCGACGCAGCGCCGAUGCUGUGCGGUGGCAUCACAGUGUACAGCCCGCUGAAGCAGAAUGGUUGCGGGCCGGGCAAGACAGUGGGCGUGAUCGGCGUGGGCGGGCUGGGCCACUUCGCAGUGCUCUUCGCAAAGGCGCUGGGCGCGGACAAGGUGGUGGGCAUCAGCCGCAGGGCCAGCAAGAAGGACGAUGUCCUGGCGCUCGGGGCCGACGCCUACAUCGCCACGGCGGACGACGAGGACUGGGCGACCAAGAACAAGCGCAGCCUGGAUCUGAUCAUCUCGACCGUGUCGAGCGCCAACAUGCCGCUGACGGACUACCUGGGCCUGCUCAAGACCAAGGGCACGCUGAUCCAGGUGGGCGCGCCGGACGACGGCAACCUGCCACCCAUCAACGCGUUCACGCUGCUCGCCAACGGCAUCAAGAUCGGUGGCAGCGGCAUCGGCAGCCCCCGCGAGAUCUCGGAGAUGCUCCAGCUCGCAGCAGACAAGAAGGUCAAGCCGUGGGUCCAGGCCAGGCCGAUGAAGGAGGCGAACCAGGCGGUCCUCGACAUGGAUGCGGGCAAGGCGAGGUUCAGAUAUGUGCUGGUCAACGAGAACGUUGGCAAGAACUGAUGCGGAUGGCUGGCUUGCUUGUGGCGUAAGAGGUUCGGUAGAUAAAACGUUAGACACCAGAUAGAGAAGGUCAUGUAUGCGUUACCGGUAGAUCACAGCUCUGGUCCGUUGUGAGGUGAGGUUGAAAUAGAAAUAGAAAUACGGCACAUGGGUGCCUGGGUACUUAAGUACCAAGACUAAGUACCAAGACUAAGUACCAACAUGUGCCAAGUUGCCAACCAGGCGGGCCGUCACAUGUGGGAAGCUUGUGUCGAAUGCAGGUGUGCGGCGUGUGCCUGCCUCUCAGGGUCCCAAGACCGGCUGGGCGGGCGGGGAGUGGGGAGGUACCCACCCCCGCCUCACCUCAUCUGUCCUACUCAUCAAGGUACCUACCUACUGAGUUACAGAUCAGGUACUAAAAGCUGACUGACUGACUGAUAAGGCGGCGACGACGACGACGGACAAGGAAAAAGCCAGUAAGGACGUGGGCCAGG
Messenger RNA from Diaporthe batatas, 2260 nucleotides. RefSeq lists its product as uncharacterized. Gene Ontology annotation, molecular function: zinc ion binding; alcohol dehydrogenase (NADP+) activity. Gene Ontology annotation, biological process: alcohol metabolic process. The transcript is spliced from 2 exons. The record is from RefSeq and is a predicted model, not a curated record. Bases 543 to 1787 code for a protein of 414 amino acids. Lineage: Eukaryota; Fungi; Ascomycota; Sordariomycetes; Diaporthales; Diaporthaceae.